This is a messenger RNA of Malaya genurostris, 8516 nucleotides long. RefSeq lists its product as uncharacterized. The record is from RefSeq and is a predicted model, not a curated record. Bases 7366 to 8406 code for a protein of 346 amino acids. Lineage: Eukaryota; Metazoa; Arthropoda; Insecta; Diptera; Culicidae. The transcript has 4 exons.
GUGGUAUGUAAAUUUGAUUUUCUUCGGAAAUAAUUCUUCUCUAUCGAAGUAAUGGAAAAUCCCACCUAUCUACCAUUGUUUAGUUCAUAUCACUUUUUUCUAGCCUUCUGAUUUAAGUCCCUUACUGCCUGUUCUGUUACUUUCCGUUGAAGAAGUUCCUCAUUUGUCAUUACUGUUCACUAUCUAUCAUAGACUUAAAUGUCCUCCGUUCCGAUGUGUAUGGUUUUCUGUAUUCAUUGCUGAUUUGUGUCUGAAUUGUUUCCCAAUACUUCCUGAACGGAAAACAUUGUUCAAGCUGAUUAUCUUUAACAUUAGUAGAGAGCUAACCAGUAAAUAAUGAACAACUUGACAAAACAGUUAGAAUUAAUUUUCAAUUCCCUUUCGUCGGAAUAUCUGUACCAAUACGAGCUGUCCGUAGGCUUCGGUUGAUUUUAAUUUGCUUCUUUUUUAUAUUCAUUACUACUCUGAUCUGUUUUCAUACCAUUUUUCGUUCAAAUUAGCUCCCAGUGUCUUUUACUUGUUCGUAUUAAUGCACGGCCAACCUACCUUGUAGUACUGAUUUGUAUGCAUGUACUGGAUUGUAAGAACUGUGAUUUAAUGUGACAAGCUUUACGUAACUCUUACGAUGUUUACGAGCGCUAGACUUACAAGUUAUCGUAUGUUCGAUUUUUUUGUACGCUAAGAAUCGGCUGCGAAUUCGGUUGAAACAGACUGUUAUACUUUGCUGUUUCAACAGACUUCCCAAUUAAUUGCGUUAGUGUACAAGGCACUGUGACAUAACGGGCGAUAAGAUUAUCGACUGUUAUUGGUACGACUAAUAUCCGUAAUUUAAUCUGCGAAAAAUGAUGGAUCGAAGAUCCAUCAAAUUUUCUUCGUGUGGACAGUGUACGUUGAUGAUGUUGUAGUUAUAAAAAACGACCUUUAAUUCUCAACAUGCACAUCCUUGCGUUGACCGGCUGCCAUUCAAUUACUCACUGCCGCGUCUUAUCCAGCACUAUGCCGUAGCUUUAAUAGAAGAUCGAUGUCACUCGAUGUCCGCUAUUCUACAUCUUUAUUAUAGAUUUAUUCAGUCGUAGGGUAUUCUACCGCAGUCAACGAAACCUAGCCACUUUCUGUUCCAUGUUCCAAGUUUCCAAUCGUAGCCUUUUUUCGGGUUGAUCUAUGCUGAUUGAUCCGGGUUGUAUUCUCUUCUGUGCCAGGUGUGUCAGUUAACAAUGCGGGAUUCUUGAAAUGGGAAUGUUGAUUGUACGCAAAAUGUUUAAGAUAAACUUUUCAUGCACGCUCUUUUUCAUGUUUUCGCCAAAUCAAAUACCACGUCUACGAGAUCCUAUCGAAAAGCCUUCACAGCUAGUGAAGUUUUGUUCAACCAGUGCGUGACACAUCGAUAAGAACAAAUGAUAAUCGCAAGGGGCCAACUCAGGGGAGUACGGUGGGAGAGUUUCUAUCUGAGCUCAGAAAUGAUGGUUUUGACCGCUUUCUGGUCGUUUUUCGAGCAAUCACAUUUUAUCAUUAGCUGUCGGUUUAGCGAUUAGUAUUUACAGUUUCUUUUUUUGGUUAGAGAAACUCGCAGUACUAUUCAUCAAAUGCUCAGCAUAGUUUUUUUUUUCGAAGUAAAUUCAUUUCUCAUCUCCCUCCACGAUCUGGUGCAAAAAGAAACAACCAAAAUUUCGCUCACCGUUUUUCGCAUUUUUCGUUGUCUGUCAUUCAACUCUUGACGAACCCAUGUUUCCAUCUCCUGAAUCUUUUCCAAAACGUGCAUACUAUCUAGAAUGGCUUGAUGAUUAUCGGUUAAUCUCUCCGCCAUUUGUUUUUGAGUUCUGAGUAUUGUGUUCGUUCAACAAUCCUCCCAACUCGGCAUGUUCACACUGAAAUUCCCACUUUUGAAUCGUUGAAAAAUCUAGUCACGGUCGAUAGAGCAUGUUUCCAGUAUGCUCCAACAAGAACUCGGUGGAACUCAGUAUUACUUUUUUCAAAACAACCCGAUCAACAGAGCCUAACAGAACUUUAUCAAAUUUAUAUCUGAUAUAGAUAUUUAUAUCUCAUUGAGGUAUUAACAUGGUACCAAAUCCAAAGAAGAAACCAAAGUUGUAUCAAAGUUCUAUCAAGGAUAGAUAUGAUAUUCUGGGUUGUUGAAUGUUUGAUAAACGAAAGAACUACAAUUUAACAACAGAUAGAUAUAUGCAGAUUACAUAUUUUAUUAUUAUUCAUAUUGUUUUAUUUCACCGUUUAUCGUUCUAGACAUUCGUCGGAGAUAAUGUACAUGUCAAUUAUAUUUCAAUCUACUUGUGUCCGUAUUUUGGAUAAAGAAAUGAAGUUAAUUUUUAAUUUGGGAUCAUUUUCAUUCAGUUGAACACUAAUACAUUGGCGAAUAGUCGCAUCCAGUUUCAAUAAGAAUAAUGAAUUUGAUAAUUUGAAUGUGUACAUGUUUUCGAACAAUUUCUUAGUUAUCAGUUUUUCGACUACAACAAAAAUAAUUUCUGCGGAAUCCAGAAGAACGCGAACAACAUUAAAGAAAGCAUCGUUUAAUUUAAUGAACGAGUCGUCGUACUUAAAAUUUUUACAAACGGAUCUCGCGCAAAUGUUGAUUCCAUUGUAGACACACUUUCCAAUGUCGUUAAAAUCGUUUUUAUUAAUAGGAGGAUUCAUAAUUCCAUCGGGCAGUAUGCAUUUUGCCUGCUGAUUAUAUUUGACCAGUUUGUGUUCAUUCUUCCAGUGCCGUUUCACCCAUUGCUUAAUAGUUGAAUUAUCAGGUAACGUUGUGUGAUGACAAAUUCGAUUCAUAAUGAAUUUUGAUGUAAGCUGAAGUACUGGAUGAUUAUUAGAAGUAUGAAAAUCUACCAACAUACUGUUUCCAUUCUCAUAUGGAAAAAGUGACGUGUUCCACAAAGCACCUAAAUGGAUUAAAUCGGAAAAAAUAAGAAAUGCAUCGAAAAAUUGUGUUUGAUAUACAACCUAAGUUUAUAACAGUCCGUACUAAGUGCGUUGAUAGAUGUACAUUAUACAGCAUAUUCUCGUCUCCAUAAAGUUGUCCAUAUUGCUUAGCAAAUUUAUUAAUUCGUCUUUCGCAAGCCGCUAUAGUGGAUUCUGUGAUGCUUAACUCCAACAGUUCAUAAAUUGUGGAAGCAAACAGCAUAAUGUGUUUAAGAUAUUUGGGAGGCAGUAUGUUAUAAAAGCACGGGUAAAAGCAAUGCAAAAGUAUGGUUUCCCACUCCGAUGCCUUGAAUUUCCUAUAUUCUUCCAAUCUUCGUAAUCUUCUAGGAAAGCAGCUUGGAAGACAAAUAGAAAGAAGUCUGUCUUCUAUAAUUUCCUUCCAAUUGCCUACGUAAUAUGGACGUUGUUUAUCUCCGUUUGCAUUUAAUAGCAGCUCCCAUAAAACUUUAGUGACGCCCAGAAGUCCCAUAUGCAUGUAAUCGACAGGCAUUCCGUCAAUGAUAUUAAAAUCGGGUACGCCUACUAAUACACAUAUUCCUUUUAUUCCAAAUUUAGGUUCCUGUGAUGCUGAGUUAUAAACCUCCAUCAUUAACUGGCGUGAUUCUUCAUUUUUCCUAAUCUUGGCUUUCUGAUAAGGAUAUCGUAUUUGAUUGUUAAUAAGUUUUCCAGAAUGUAAGCAUGUAGUACAACCGAAAAAGCCGUUGAAUUGUUUAAAACACAAUAAUUCGCAUCUCGCUACCGAAUCCAAACAAUAUUGAAGUAAUACAACUUGGUAAACCUCAUUUCCUAUAAUCAUUCCUUUUCGCAGUUUCUGUAGCUCCAAAACAAGAUUUUUGUGAAAUAGAGCCAUGCUAGGCUUACCUCUGCAGAACCAAAUACUUGCUAAGAGAAGGUUGUUCUUGCUGAACCGCAAUCUUGGUGGUAGAUUAUUUACGACUAAAAAUAUGGGAUAUACUGGUUUUUUGUUGGUGCAUUUAAAUGCAACUGCUGCGUCUUCAUUCGCAGAUAGAGUAAUGUAGUUUCCCGGAGGUAAAGACUGUGCGAGUCGACCACGACUAAUAUCCGCAAUAUUUUCAUUUUCAACUAUUUCUUCAUAUUCUUUAAUCUCUUUGAAAUAUUUUGUAUAGGUUUCUCGGAUCUGUUCUUCAAUAGGAAUUAUAAUAAAAAAGUCUUUCGUUGUCGAACCACAGUUUUCAAUAGGACAUAUUGAUUCAGGACAUUGUUCGCUCUCAUACCUGCAAUAUUUUUAGUAUUCAUGAUGAAAUUAAAAUGCAAAUUUUUUACCCCACCCGUAUUGACAGUUUGUGCAAAAAUAAGUUCUAUUAAUAUUGUAAGGAUCUGGAAACAUCUUUGCAAACGUGGCAAAUUUCUUUGGAAACGGCUUUAGCUUCGUCAUUAAAUUCAGCAUUCGCAUUAAAUCUUCUACCGCUUCUUGAGUUAACUUAUGUUUAACGUAGACGUUCAGCAUCAUGAAGAGAACAUCAUUUACUUUCAUGUCAUCAAUGAAGGUUAUAUAUCUUUGCUCAUUAUGAAAUUGCUAAGGUUAAAAACAUUAAAUUAAUUUUUAUCUUACUUAAUUUAUUACUGAAAUUUGUAAUUGUUAACCUUAUCAAAUUGAGCAUCCUUUUCAUUUACGUCCGCCGUUUGAUCGAUACUUGUUAUUUCACUCCUAAUGUCAUAGUCAUCUCUCUAACGGUUACCGAUAAAAUGUUUAAAUACAACUUCUUUGCAUCUGAUCAUGCAAAUUAAGGUACCUACUUCUUCAUAAAUUGGUCGUUCAAUUACAUUAUUGUCGCCACGAACAUUGUUAUUGUUUUGCCUCAUCAUAUUAUCAUUAAGAUCUUCAUUUCGCAGAUUAAUGGAAAAUGCAUCAUUCAAUAUGAUCUCCGUAUCCGGCAUCUCUCGGAUUGCAUUCGUUUGUGAAUUGUUUUUUUGUUGCUGAAAAUUUUGUAUACUAAAUUGGGAGGACUAGUAUUGUAAAUACUUCAUACCUUUUUUAUAUACUUUCGAUUGUGCCAAGGAUGCAUCAGGUAAUGAUGACGAGGUCUUCGUUGAGUAUGCAUUUUCAGCGACUUGAUUUGUUAUUCUUUGCUUUUCAAAGUAUAACACGAACCGUCAAUAGCAGAGUUGCCAUUUCAAAAUAAGUAUUUCAAUGUGAAAAAAUUGUAUUGCAUACUAUUGAUCACAAUCUAUUAAAAUCUGUGGAAAACAUUUUGAAAAUCUACCCAUUUUUAUGAAAUAUUCAUAAAAAUCGGUAGAAAUCUGUGAAUUUUGAUAAAAUCUAUGUUCUGCGCACAAAAUUGGGGUAGCAAAAUAAGUAAAUUAUCUGUGGUUUUACAGAAAAAUCUGUGAAUAUGGUAACUCUUGUCAACAGGCCAGUCAAUGUAAUGAACAGAGAUGCCAGAUAUGUUUUAGAAAAUCUGUAUUGCUCUGUAUGAAAACUCUGUUGUUAUCUGUAUUCACUAAUACAAUGAAAUUUCUACAGUAGAAUGAUGUUAUUCUAACAUAUUAUGGUUCUAGAAUGGAAGAUUCAAUGAGCAUUUAUUUUUUAUAUCUUCGUAGUUCAUUGCCGCGCUCACAAGAAUGAACAACGACCAAAUUUAAUAUAAUUGUUUUAUCAACAACCAUUAAAAUGCAAUUCGAUAUACUUAUAUACUUUGAAAAUGACAAUAAAAGCUCAUGAUGCUUAAUGUAUUUCAGUGCGGAUAAUCACAUAUUUGCACAAAAGGAUUUCCAAUUCAAUUUGUGAUUUGCCCGUUGAUUAAAAAACUUUUAAUUUGUUUAUUUAUAUCUUUCUUGCUUUUUGCGAAAUCUGUAUAAAUGGCAUCUCUGUUUGUGAGGUCUAGAGCGGCCAAAUUAGAAUCUGUGCCUCAACAUAAUAAAUGUUUCCCAUAUUUAAUGCAUGUUUUUGUUUUAAAUCUGUGGAAAUUUGUGAGAAAUGUUCUGAAAAUCUUUAAGUUUAGCAAAAUAUGCUUAAAAUUUGUGAAUUCUGAAAAAUUUUGUGAUCUGUGCCGCAGAAUCUGUUUGGUAAAAUUAGUGAGUGUUUGGUUUUAUUAAUAACUCUGUGGAAAUGGCAACCUUGGCAAGCUACACUUUACGUCAUUCCAACAAGGCCACGUUGCAGAAGUAUAGGAGGUUAAAAUUUAAAAUGUGAAAAUCAAAUUACGAAGCAAUAUGUAUAUGAAAAACAAAAAAACGUAAAAUACUAACGUGACAAGCACGUCAUUCGCUUCAAGUGAAAUUUCAAUUGCUCAACACUAUGGUAUUUGGCAUUUAUGUAGUUGAGAACACUUAAUUAGUUCAAUGCAGAAACGAUGCAACCGAAAACGCCACACAAUAACAAAUAUCUAGGAACUAUCGCUUCCAUGGAAUUUGACUUAUGUUGAACCAAGUCGUCUUACGAGCAUGUAAACAGUACUCCUAAAUAGUAAAAAAAACUGUUCCACAAACGAAAAUGUAAUGACGUCUGUUUGUAUCCUGCAAACGGAAAUGUAAAUUCAAAUAACAUAAACGAACUAUAAUAUUAAGACUACUUGAUUUUGGAAAACCAACAUUUCAAUAAGAUGCCGAGAAUAUUUUUAACGACCUAAAAUGAGAAUAAAUUCUUUAUUUUUAUAACCUUUACAUUAUCAGCCACUGCCGACCACCAGUAGGAGGCUUGAUUACCUUAACUAUUCAUUUUUUUGUAACAGUAUGUUAAAAAUAGUUAUUAGUACUAAACUACAAAACUACAUCUUGCCACGAAUUGAAUAAUGUAAAAACUUGCUUGUAAUGCAAACUGUAAUAUAUUCACCGUUAGUAUUUAGUCUUGGUAUACUCCGUUUUAGUUUAUUGGCUGCAACGUGCGGAAGCAUCCGCUUUUUUUUCAAAAUGGGUAAAAGUCGCGGAAACUAUAUAAGUGUGGCUAAAAGAAAAGUCCUUUUAACUGCGAACCAGCACAAUUCGAAAUUCCUCAAUAACUCGAAAAGCGUGCAGGAAAAAUAUGCUCAAAAUAGUGAAAAAGUGAUCGGAAACACAAUGGCAGCUACCGAACGUUUGACUAUCCAUGACGCCACGGUAAGUUAGUUCAUCAUGUAGACGAAAUAAACUAUUUUCAUUAUAUUUCAGGUAAAGAAAAUUGUUUCGAAAAAUCAGAAAUCAGCAAAAGAGUUUCAACGAAAAAAGCUUUUUCGAAAAUGUGCUGUUCGUGCUCGACUAGAUUUGUUUGAAAAUAUUCCGGAUGGCGAGCAAACUUCUGAAAAUAACCCAGUGGAAGAGAUUCAUCGGCAGAGUAUUGGAAAAAAAUCAGCAAGUGAUGUUAUUUUGCGAGAAAGUGACUUGGAAAACUGGUCCUUAGGAUUAAAUCGCAAAAAUGUAUUGCAUACGCUUCAAAAUGGUGAAGAGAAACACGAGUACAAUUGUGAGACUAAUUUCGUAAACAAUCCUUCACGAAAUAUGUAUGAAGGUAAGCGGCUGCUGCUCGACAAUGUUAUGAAUAUGGAAAAUGAGGGAAAAGUUAUCCCAAAAACUAAACAAACUCAAAUUAAAACGAGAAGCAAUAACAAAUGCUCCGUCACCGAAAAAAUAAUGCACGAUGACUGUUCUCAAACAGACUGUAUACCCACGAAUUUUACAGCUAAUAGAAAAAAGCUAUCUUUACCGGUUAAACGAACUUGUGUUUUACCAAUUUUACCCAGUUAUAACCCAUCUUCAACAUUGUCAGUCAACAAUGGUCUCGGUACGGUAGAAUCGAUAUCUGAUGGUAGCAUUGGCCAAAGAACUCCUAACGUCUGCAUUCCAUAUGCUCAAAUAUCGUCAUUAGACUGUACUGCAGAAUCGGACACGGGGGAUUCUCACUCUUACACAUCUGCAUCGACCGAUUCAAAAUACUCCUGUUAUAGAGAUAUUCAGAGAAACAACAUCCAGAACAAAAUCGAUUGGUAUUCUAUCGUGUGCAAAUGUGGUCAUCAAGCAGCUAUUGAGUUAUUGAUAAAAAAAUAUACAAAAUUGGUGGAACAAAAUAAAAAAUUGAAGACUAAAUAUGACGACACAUCAACAAGAUGCAUGAGUCUCACUGACGCUCUAAGCAGUAAACUUAUUGGUCAGCCACGAACUACAAUAUUCACCGAAGUAGCAGGAUAUCCCGAUCAGAAUAAACUUCGCAUGUUUUCCGAUGCCGCAAACAAAAGUGAUUACAUAUUUGUAAAGCUGCUUAUGCUUCAUUUGUGGCCCGAUGGUUUGCAAAAUCGAACGGUGACGGGACGCGCUUCUAACAACCCUCUAGGUAGAAGCCGGCAAGAAAAGUCAACUUCUUUUUGUCCGGAAUCUAGCUAUAAGCGUAUCGCUCUCGAGUCUGAAAAAGUUGAAUAUAUAUCAAAUCGUCUUCUUGAACACCGUUUAUUCCUGGGAGAUGCUCCGUCGAUUGCGAAGAGAAACGCAGAUGAGUGCUGUCAACUGAUGGCGAGAGUCAUAUCGUAUUACGGCAAAAAACGUUGAUUUCAGAGACCUCUCGUUUUAUCAAUCAUUUUCUGUUUUGAUUUCCUUUCACUGAAUAUGUAACUGACACAAUUGGAUUUUGUGUCUUUUUAUUUUAUAUGAUAAAAACA